This is a messenger RNA of Vicia villosa (hairy vetch), 870 nucleotides long. RefSeq lists its product as uncharacterized. Gene Ontology annotation, cellular component: ribosome. Gene Ontology annotation, molecular function: structural constituent of ribosome. Lineage: Eukaryota; Viridiplantae; Streptophyta; Magnoliopsida; Fabales; Fabaceae. The coding region runs from base 165 to 470 and encodes 101 amino acids. The record is from RefSeq and is a predicted model, not a curated record. Gene Ontology annotation, biological process: translation. The transcript has 3 exons.
AUCCCCGAGGCCCAGUCCAGUUCUUUUGAACAGGUCCGUCAUUCUAUCCCUGCUCCGCCCUCGUUGCUGUAUUGUAUCACCAAACAAGUUACAGUCGCACUCAAAUCCAUUUCCCGGAAAAAGCAGCCGGAAUUUGUUUAUCGGAAAGUCACAGAUACGAAGUCAUGAAGGUGCGUUCAUCUGUGAAGAAGAUGUGUGAAUACUGUAGGACGAUUAAACGGAAAGGACGAGUCUAUGUCUUGUGCACAGCAAACCCUAAGCACAAACAAAGGCAAGGCAUGUCUACAUUUGCAGAUGAAGCCACUUCUCAUCAGCCGUCCGUGGAGAUAAGUUCAAGCAGCGCCACACAGGAGAUUAAGCCAUUCCGUACUUUUCCAACAGGUCUGGCUUCUAUUACUCCUCAAAGGCACAGCUUGUCUAUGUUGUAUGGAUGGAGAGUUGGCCUGGCCUCUAUUCUGUCUAAGAAGUAGGGAAGUAAUCAUCGACUUCCAAUACGAGAAAUAAAUAUGAAGAUAAUGUUAGUCAAUUGCAUUGGAUGAAGGCCUCUGGCUCGCUCUCUUCUUACUUUGUAUUGGUUGGCAGAGUUAUCUCCUUAUACUUGCUUUGUUCUGUGUACCAUAUUUGACAUACCUCACUCUUGGAUUUGUUUCUUCGUCAAGAUGUUUAACAGAAGGUACCAUUGUUGCAUUAUGUUUCCAUGUUGCUCGAUCAGUGAAGCACAAUUAAUACGUGCCUACCUCCAUUAACCUUAUAAUAACUUGAGCCGCAGAUGCGAAUUAUUUGCAAUGCUAUCUAUAUAUCUUGCUUUUUAUACUCUUGGAUGUAUCAUUCUCUCUUAAAUCUUAAUCCUAUGUGACCUCAUUUGUUCUA